This is a messenger RNA of Protopolystoma xenopodis, 237 nucleotides long. The record is from the annotation of a GenBank genome assembly. Lineage: Eukaryota; Metazoa; Platyhelminthes; Monogenea; Polystomatidea; Polystomatidae.
CCUCCACAUUCCGAGUACGCUUUUCCGGUCUCGCCCAAUGGCACACGCGAGUCAUCCUGCGCAGUCUCUCUCGUGACGACAGGCGGUCACUCGUUUUCCUGCCGCUUGCCACAACUGUUGGUGAGUCUCCUUUUUCAGCACUCUUCAAAUCCCACUUUGCUCCCGCUGGGAGAUGCGCCCUUUUGCCUGCUGCCUCCAGAAGGCGUUAAUGCCGGGCAAAAUUGCCAAGACGAAUGA